AGAGCUCGCGUGUGAUGUGUUUGUGUAUCCUCAGUGUUUUUCUCUCUUGAGUGUUUUAUUGAGUGUAAACAGAGUCUUGUCUCUGUGUAUUUUAGUGUUGAUGAUGGAUGUGAUGUGCUGUAAAUCAGGAACUGAUCAGGGCUUACAGGAUGAGGAAUCUACUGAUCAAACCUCGACAGAGUCUCUGGAUUCUGUCUGGAACGCUGGAGAACAGCAGCAGAUCCUGCAGACCAAACUCAAGAUGUGUUCAGUCAAACUCAUCGACUUCAGGAACCUCAUGAUGAAGAUCAAAACUGAACCUACAGAAAUACAAACUGAACCUACAGAAAUUAAAACUGAGCCAACAGAAAUAAAAACUGAACCUACAGAAAUUAAAACUGAACCUACAGAAAUAAAAACUGAACCUACAGCAGAUGAAUAUGAAGACAAACACAAUGAUGGUCAUGAUUUUAUUAUUUCAGAUGUGAGGAGUGAAUUAUGUUUGGAUGGAGAAAUAACGUCCUCGAAUCUUUCCUGCAUCACCGGUGGAGAGACAUUGAGCUCACAGAGACAUUUAGAGAGAAAACACACAGAACAGAAACUCUUUACCUGCAACAAAUCUGAGAUCAGCUUUACUACCUUACAAGAGAAGAAACUUCAUUCAGAAGAACACAGAAAGAAGAAGAAGAAUAAGAGUCAGUUUCACUGUCAGCAGUGUGGGAAGGAUUUUUUUACAACAAAAUCUCAUAUAAACAGACACAUGAGGACACACAGUGCUGAAAAGUCUUUCUACUGCACUGAAUGUUGUAAAUAUUUCAGCACCAAAGAAAAUCUUAAUGUCCAUAAGAGAAUUCACACAGGAGAGAAACCAUACGAGUGUCCUCACUGUGAGAUGAGAUUUAUCUGGAAACAUAAUCUGAAGAGACAUGUGUUUAUACACACAAAUGUGACACCGAAUCAGUGCAUUGAAUCUGGAAAAACCUUUAUGGAUUCAGGUUCAUUAAAAUCCCACCAGAAUAUUCACUCUGAGAAAAAACUCUUUCAAUGUUCACACUGUAAUAAAUGUUUCUCUCAUAAAUGUAAUCUAAUAGUCCAUGAGAGAGUUCACACUGGAGAGAAACCUCAUCACUGUCAUGUUUGUGAGAAGAGUUUUAAGAAAAGUGUACAUUUAGUGAAUCACCAGAGAAUUCAUACAGGUGAAAAACCUUACAAAUGCUCUCAGUGUGAGAAGACGUUUGCUCAUUUAACUUCCUUAAAAGUCCAUGAGAGACUUCACACUGGAGAGAAACCUUAUCAUUGUAGUGUUUGUGGGAAGAGUUUUCAUCAACUUGCCACUUUAUUGUCACACCAGAAAGUUCAUACAGGUGAAAGACCUUACAAAUGCUCUCAGUGUGAGAAGACGUUUGCUCGAUCAGAUGGCCUGAGGACCCAUCAGAGAGUUCAUACGGGAGAGAAACCUUACCACUGUAAUGUUUGCAGGAAGAGUUUUAAUCAAAGUGAACAUUUAGUGAGACACCAGAGAAUUCAUACAGGUGAAAGACCUUACAAAUGCUCUCAGUGUGAGAAGACGUUUGCUCAGUCAGGUUCUUUAAAAGCCCAUCAGAGAGUUCAUUCUGGAGAAAAACCUUACGUCUGCUCGAUCUGAAGAAAGAGCUUCAUUACUUCAUCUCAAGCCAGAGUUCACGAGAAAGUUCAUCACUAAUGUUUGUGGGAAGAGUUUCAGUCGAAAUGAGAAUUUAGUGAAACAGCAGAGAAUUCAUACACAUGAAAAUUUCUACAAAUGUGCUGAGUCAGCUUCUUUUAAGGGUCACAGUGUGAAAAUCUGACUUUUUCAUGUUUUAGUUCUAUAAUUGGGUCCCCAGUUCUUUUAUCAACCUAAAAAACGCGGGAAAAAAACAACUCAGUCAUUAAAGAACAACACUGUUAUUUAGUCGCACUAGACUUUGUCACUGCAUUAUUAAUACUGCCAAAAGGUUAGGCGUCCGUCUGGUGGGAAAGUGACAUUUUGCGUAAUUAUCAAUAUUUCGAGGCACACUUUAUGAAUCACUUUAUUUUAUAAAACACUGUUGAAAUAUUUUAUCUAGAGGCUUAGAACUUUUCAACCAUACAUAGUUUAUCAUGACUCAAUUAAAAUUUACAUAAAAAAUAUUAAAGUAAACUCAGGUGUCCCCUAUAUGGGGCGGUGACAAUUAAAUGGUUAAACUUCAAUAACUUUUAGUUACAACUAUAUUUUUUAACUUUUCCAAUUUAGCAAUAAUCUUCUAUGUGUCUUCUUUCAAAUGAGACCAACCUUGUGUUUAUAUUCCAAAGCAUUUAUGAAUUACAGCUAUUUAAGUUUCUAAAGUGCAUUUUUACGGGAAAGGGUUUUUAAUGUAUUUUUAUAAUUCUGAAAACAGUAGAAGUGACACAGCUUCUAUCUAGCACUGAAUAAUUUUUACUCAUUAAACCCAGCACACACAAGAACAAGUGAUGGCCAAAUUAAGCGUUUAAAAGCGUUAUUGCUUUCAGAUACAAUUGUGUCGAAAAUAGUUCAUUACUCGAACUUUAGCUUUAUUCAAAUAUAAAAUGCGGAGCACCAUCUGCUGGUGAAGUAAAUGUAAUGCAACAAAGCUGACAACCAUAAAAUGCAAGUAGGCUAAUGUUUCCGCCCCAUUUAGGCGGUCAAAGCUUUGACACAGUGUUCAUGGUUACAAAACCAUUUAUGUGGUAGGUGAGUGUCACAGAUUCUGAUUAAUUUAAUGUAUUCACCUUGAUAAUAAAACAUUAAU
Molecule: messenger RNA, 2747 nt
Organism: Paramisgurnus dabryanus
Lineage: Eukaryota; Metazoa; Chordata; Actinopteri; Cypriniformes; Cobitidae
Source: RefSeq, a predicted model, not a curated record